AUGCUGCCAUUCACCCCCCGCGAACCAAUGCCAUCAGGAGACGAUAUCACAAGAGCCGAUGUCAACGUUCUUGAAAAGAUCGACGAGCUCUAUCACAGCGCCCAAAACGAUCCCGAAUACAAGCCGGAAAACUUCGAUUGUUGGCUCGACUGUUUGGAUCUGUACCAACGCCAGAAGGCGCGACACUACCUUACAGAGCUGCGGCAACACAUCCAGUCGCUUGUAGGCCCCUUUUCUAACAACGUUACCUCUGCGCAUCGGGAGCUAGAGCGAGCUGAAAAACGUUUGUGCGAGGAGCUCGACGACCGAGAUGAGCAAAAAACACAGGAACUACCAUGCGAGCAAACCCGGGAGGCACAAAUCGAUCCGGGGCAAGCAGCUCGGGAAUUUCAAGCUUCGAUCAACCCGACGCCGAAUGGCGAUGGAGACAGACACCUGGAACUCAUAACAUUCUUGGCUUUGGUCAUUGUUAUUGCGGUCUUGCAUCCUAUUGAGUUGCUACGUGCGCUAAUGACCAUCCUUGCGUUUCUAUGCUGCUUCUCGAAGUAA
This is a messenger RNA of Alternaria alternata, 549 nucleotides long. RefSeq lists its product as hypothetical. The record is from RefSeq and is a predicted model, not a curated record. Bases 1 to 549 code for a protein of 182 amino acids. The transcript has a single exon. NCBI's taxonomy places the organism in Eukaryota, Fungi, Ascomycota, Dothideomycetes, Pleosporales, Pleosporaceae.